CCGGGUUCAGGCCACCCCGCGGAGGUUACGCGCCGCGAGCAGCGCUUCCGCUGGCGCCGGGUGGUGGCUGCGGCUGCCCCCGCUGAGGGGAGGGAGAGUUUUGCAGGGCCUGGGAGGUAAUCAAUAAAUCAAUAGGCAGAGCGGCCCCGUGUCUCGUCCAGACCUUUGUCUGGAUGGGAAGAAAAAGGAUGGAGGAGGAGCAGUGGUGGAAAGGAGAGCUGGCAGCGGACAUCCACCAGACCCUGAGGACGAAGGAGCUGAAGUUGCCGCUGUACAGGGCUCACUCACCACAGAUGGGGCUGCGUCGCUACUUCAUUGAGCUCCUGACUGCCCUCAGCAACCGGUGCCGCCUCUGCCCCACAGCCCGGCACCUCGCUGUCUACUUGUUGGACCUCUGCAUGGAUCGCUACGAUAUCACUGCCAGGCAGCUCUACAGCAUCGCCGUCGCCUGUCUGCUCCUUGCAAGUAAAUUUGAGGAAAAAGAAGAUAAAGUUCCAAAAUUGGAUCACCUAAAUAACUUGGCAUGCAUGUGUAAUGUCAACCUGGUACUGAACAAGAAAGAUUUGCUUAGGAUGGAAAUGCUGCUUUUGGAAAACUUCAACUGGAACCUCUGUCUACCAACACCAGCACACUACAUUGACUACUACCUCUAUGCAUCCAUUGGAGAGAAUGACCUUCAUAAUGGAUGGCCCAUCACCUCCCUGACCAAAAUCAAAGCUUAUUUGGAGAAAUAUGCGUACUAUUUCCUUGAUUUCUCAGUGCAAGAUCCCACUUUCCUCCAUUUUCCUCCAUCUCUGACUGCUGCAGCCUGUGUGUGUGCCUCAAGGAUCUGUAUGCAGAUUUCUCCUGCCUGGACAACAGAGCUUGAAGUGCUAACAUUUUAUUCCUGGGAACACCUUGCUCAGUGCAUUGAAAUGAUGCUCAUAUAUUAUGGGAAUGACAUCAAAGAAGCUGGUAACAUAAAAAAGCAAGUAACAAUCCAACAUCAAGAACAGGAUGUAGUGGGAGACCUGAGCCAUCAAGCUACUACUCAAGUUCUCUUCCAGCAUUAUCGCCCUUUGGUCCAGCACUCAGCUACUUUUUCCCAUUUCCAGUCCCCAGUGCAAGAUCUGUGCUCUGCUUAUCGUAACACUUUACAGGCCCCCAGGCCCAGCAGUCUGCUUGCUGGGAGUACUGACAGCUCACUGCACUCCUACACAGCUCUUCCAGACAGCCUUCAGCCAGCUGCCCAGACUCUGCCCACCCAAAUGCCCGUUGCUGUGCAGGUGGCAUUAGGAACAGAGCCCAGACACUUUAUUUCCAUGGCUUAUGGCAGUAGUUACUUCAGUGGUCAUCAUUCGUACAUGGCUGGGUGUUUGAUGGAUAAAUAUUGACAGGAGGAGAAGGUGAGAGGAAUAGAAGCUGAAGAAGAGAUCUUGUGUGUGAUACAAGAUGUGUAUCUGAAUGAAAACUAUGAAGGAAUUGAAUCCUUGUGACUUGCUCAUUCCAAAAACACUAAUCUGGAUCCACUGAUCUCUGGAACCUGGGUGCCUCUCUGCCAAGGACUUUUCCUUUGGCUCUCCAAGACAGAAAUAGAAGUUCAUUAAUAUACCUCACUUGAUGUCACUUUAAGAGGCAUUUGCAUAUAAACCCUGUCCAGUUUACUUCCUUCUGGUCUUCAGUUAGUGACUUGUCAGAGUUGGAUGAAAGCUUAUGUUGAAGAGUUAUUUUAGGCUGGAGCAUCUGUUGAAUUUUUGGCCAAGUAAGAGUGUACCUAGAGGAAAACACAGGGUUCCUUCCUUCUCUUCCAGUGAUGUUUUACUUGAACAGUGGCAUCUUAUGCUACUGGAAGCUUCUGCUAAAAUAUACUGAACAUUAUAAAAAUAUCAGUUAAAUACAUUUAAAAUGUCAGUUAAAUGUGAACUUCAUUUAUGCAGAAAUCUGUGCAUAGAACACUUUCAUUUUCUUUAAGCAGGAGUGAGAGUUCAUGAAGAAGACUUUAGAGUGAAAGGAAUAAAAAAAACAACCCAUAACUAGGCCAGAGGACUAUAAGAUAAUUUUUAACUUAAAAUCUCUUGUAAUUUAAAAGUGGUGCUGCUGAACAGAGUUCUGCCUUCAAGUAUUUUAGAAACAAAACCAAAACUUUAAAUCGUCUCUUAAGUCUUUAAUGUGAUGCUGCUUUUGAGACUGGGGAUUAUUGUUAGUAAUAUUGUUCAUGAGCUCUAUCAGGGAUUUUAUGUUACUUGAAGAAAUCCUCUUGGAAUAAGUCCUGCAAGGUUCACUGCCUUCUAUUACUUUGUGUUUUGGGGUCAAUGACUUGUGGCAGUAGUUUGGGUUCAGGACAGAGGAACUGGUGUUAGGGAGAUGGUUAACCUCACUGUGAAAUUACUGUUUGGCUGCAGUGCUACACAAUGCUGACUUAGGUUUGGUUUUGGUUUGUUUUUUUUUUUAAUAGCAGGUUGGAGUUCUCUUGGAAAGUGUAGCUUGUAAAUUGAAGAUCAUACUGCUUUGUAAUGAGAGACACACCUACUGUCACAUAGCUGAAGGUGUCAUUUUCAACUGGAACCAGAGAUAAUGGUUCAAAAACAUGGGAUUUUUUUAAUGUUAAUGUAGAUAUAUACAAGAUAUGGUCUUCUGCAAAUGUGAAACUUUAGUUUUGAUAUGUGCAACCACUACUAUAAAUGUCUUUGAAGGCAGUACUCCUGGUUUGUCUUUUAUCUGAAGGAUCUCAGGACAACAAUACAAGAAAUGUGCAAUAUGCUUUUGCUGACAUGGGUCAAUUUUUUCAAGUCGUGUCACAGUGCUGUCUUAAAUUAUAUUUUUUAGAGAACUUUUUUAAAAGGGUGUUUUAGGGUAGAGGGGAAAAAUUAGCCUGCAUGCUAGUGUGAGUUUGUGUAACUGCCUUCUGAAAAUGCAACUUUCAGCAUCUUCCCUUCAGUGAGUUAGAGCAAUCUUGUUUUAAUUUUUAUUAAAAUGCAAACUGAUAAAGUGUUGGUGUAU
Calypte anna (Anna's hummingbird) is the source of this 2979-nucleotide messenger RNA. It is a transcript of the gene CCNJL, whose product is annotated as cyclin J like. The coding region runs from base 174 to 1373 and encodes 399 amino acids. Gene Ontology annotation, cellular component: cyclin-dependent protein kinase holoenzyme complex; nucleus; cytoplasm. Lineage: Eukaryota; Metazoa; Chordata; Aves; Apodiformes; Trochilidae. Gene Ontology annotation, molecular function: cyclin-dependent protein serine/threonine kinase regulator activity. The transcript is spliced from 6 exons. The record is from RefSeq and is a predicted model, not a curated record. Gene Ontology annotation, biological process: mitotic cell cycle phase transition; regulation of cyclin-dependent protein serine/threonine kinase activity.